CGUUUUCGGUCACUCUCUGUCUGGAUUGUGAAAGGUUUUGAGCUCGGCAGAUGAUGAUGAUGGUGCAUAUAGCAAUGAAUGAAUGAGCCAUGCCAUGCCUUCUUCACCUCCUCAUUAAUGAUACUCGUAAUCACUGCUAGCUUUAAUUUUCUCUCACUGUUCCUUUCCCUUCCCCGCACCCGCACGCUUCUUUUUAACUCACGCUUUUAAUCUGUUUAAUCCACCUAUCCUCUCCCCCAUUUGCAUCUGCUUCUCAAGAUCUGACUUUCGACGACGAUUCGAUUGGGGCCCCCCUCCACCAGUCAACUUUUUCACUCUUUUCCAGGUUAGAAAUGUCGAAUUUGGAUUCUGAGGAAUUUAUCAAGCAGUUUUACAUCCCAAGAUACAUAUUCGAGCCAGAAUUGGAGCCCAAGAACUUUCCCGAAAUACCAGAAUGUCCUGUUCUGGUAUUUAUCAACUCUAAAAGUGGUGGUCAGCUUGGUGGAGAUCUUCUCACCACAUUCCAGUCUAUACUUCAUGAGAAGCAGGUUGUAAAUUUAGCAGAAGAAGCUCCUGAUAGAAUACUGCAUAGUCUUUUCCUCAAUCUUGAAAGGCUCAAGAAUGAUGAGGAUAACAUUGCUGCAAAACUGGAGGAGAACUUGAAAAUAAUUGUUGCAGGCGGAGACGGGACGGCAGGAUGGCUUCUAGGGGUGGUUUCUGAUCUAAAAUUAUCUCAACCGCCUCCAAUAGCAACAGUGCCUUUAGGAACUGGAAACAAUUUGCCAUUUGCGUUCGGUUGGGGAAAGAAGAAUCCAGGAACUGAUCGUAAUUCUGUGCUCUCAUUCUUAGAUCAAGUGAAGAAAGCAAAAGUAAUGAAAAUAGACAGUUGGCAUAUUCUCAUGAGAAUGAGAGCACCAAAACAAGGCCCCUGCGAGCCAAUUGCUCCUCUAGAAUUGCCACAUUCAUUGCAUGCAUUUCAUCGGGUUUCUUCAACAGAUGAUCUCAAUGUGGAAGGAUACGAUACAUACCGUGGAGGAUUUUGGAACUAUUUCAGCAUGGGAAUGGAUGCACAGGUAUCUUAUGCAUUCCAUUCUGAGCGAAAGAUGCAUCCAGAAAAAUUCAAAAACCAGCUAGUUAAUCAGAGUACCUAUGCGAAGCUUGGAUGCUCACAAGGAUGGUUUCUUGCUUCCCUCUUUCACCCUUCUUCAAGGAACAUAGCACAACUCUGCAAGGUUAAGAUCAUGAAACAGCAUGGCGAAUGGUGUGACCUCCAUAUUCCUCACAGCAUCAGGUCAAUUGUAUGCCUUAAUUUGCCAAGCUUUUCUGGUGGACUAAAUCCUUGGGGAACUCCUAAUAGAAACAAGCGUCGUGAUAGAGAAUUAACUCCACCUUUGGUUGAUGAUCGCCUGCUCGAGAUUGUUGGUUUUAGGGAUGCUUGGCACGGACUAGUUUUACUUGCUCCAAAUGGGCAUGGAAGACGCCUUGCUCAGGCGCAUCGAAUUCGAUUUGAGUUCCAUAAGGGUGCAACCGACCACACAUACAUGAGGAUUGAUGGGGAGCCAUGGAAACAGCCUCUUCCCGCGGAUGAUGAUACAGUUGUAGUGGAAAUUUCUCAUCUUCGACAAGUGAAGAUGCUGGCAGUUCAUGGGUGUAGAGCUAAAAGUGUUGCUGAUUGCCACAACUUGUCAUCUUCUGUAGGUGAGGGUGAGGACGAUGUUGAUGAUGGGAGGGACAGCGACGAAGAUGAUUCGGUGGGGGAAGAGUGGAAGAAAUUUGGUGCAGCAGAGACGUUCAAGAUCCCUGAUGGGAUUGACAUUUCUCAUCUCAGUUGAAUUAAACAUGGAGUGUCGUGUGCAUAUACAUAUAUUUAAUCAUAAUCUGAAAGAUUCGAUACACAUUACCGAAUGGAUGAAUUAUGAUGGAUCAAAGUGGUUGAGAAUUGUGAGGAUUUGUUGUAAGAAAGAACCUGUAUUUGGAGGUCCUAUGGUCCAAUUCUUCAUUUGUGAACUUCGUGUUCCUCUCCUCCUAUGGCUUUAAGAUCUGAUCUGGGACCUGAAGCAUGAACUUCUCUUUUCAUAAUAGAGGAAUAUCUUUUUUUAACUAACA
This is a messenger RNA of Andrographis paniculata, 2085 nucleotides long. Its product is annotated as diacylglycerol kinase 5-like. The record is from RefSeq and is a predicted model, not a curated record. The coding region runs from base 333 to 1811 and encodes 492 amino acids. Lineage: Eukaryota; Viridiplantae; Streptophyta; Magnoliopsida; Lamiales; Acanthaceae. Gene Ontology annotation, molecular function: ATP-dependent diacylglycerol kinase activity. The transcript has 13 exons.